Molecule: messenger RNA, 1128 nt
Organism: Penicillium macrosclerotiorum
Lineage: Eukaryota; Fungi; Ascomycota; Eurotiomycetes; Eurotiales; Aspergillaceae
Product: phosphopantothenate--cysteine ligase CAB2
Exons: 2
Coding region: 1-1128 (375 amino acids)
Biological process (GO): coenzyme A biosynthetic process
Cellular component (GO): nucleus; cytoplasm
Molecular function (GO): phosphopantothenate--cysteine ligase activity
Source: RefSeq, a predicted model, not a curated record
AUGGCCCCAUCACUCGUUGACAUGGAGCCUGCGGAGGCCGAAUCCGUCUACUUCAAUGAAUAUCCACCACCCAAGGCACUCCCCAAACACGAAGCUCUUGCGCGCGCGUUCAUCGCUCGCCAUGUGGAAGCAAACCGACGCGUAGUGCUCGUCACCUCAGGUGGAACGACAGUGCCGCUAGAGGCGCAGACUGUGCGCUUCAUCGACAAUUUCUCCGCGGGUACCCGUGGUGCCACCUCCGCAGAGUACUUCCUCCAACAAGGGUAUGCAGUCAUCUUCCUGCACCGCCCCCCAGCCUCUGAUUCAGAAAACCCCGACCAUGGCCGGAUCGUGGUGCGCAGCGAAUACCAAGAUGAGAUGCGCGAUGUGCUGCGCAAGUAUCGCUACGCGAAGCAGAACAAUUUGCUCCUCCUGCUUCCCUUCACUACGGUCGCUGAGUACAUGUUUGAGCUGCGGUCAUUGGCGAAGCUGAUGCGGCCCUUGGGCCCGAAUGCUUUGUUCUAUCUUGCUGCAGCCGUGAGUGACUUCUUCAUUCCACGAAGUCGUAUGGCGGAACACAAAAUCCAAUCCUCCGAACUACCCGCACAUCUCGAUAAAGAUAACGCCAUUGGGUCCGAUGAUAUCUAUACCGGGGAAAAUGAGGCCGAGCCUCCGAAGAGCCGCAAGAAGCUUGUCGUCAACCUUGACCCUGUACCUAAAUUCUUGCACCGACUGGUUGACGGAUGGGCUCCAGAUGGAAGCAUGGUCGUUUCGUUUAAACUUGAGACAGAUCCCACACUCUUGGUGUAUAAAGCACGGACCGCUCUGCAACGCUACGCGCACCACCUCGUUAUCGGUAACUUGUUGUCCACAAGGAAGUGGGAAGUCGUCUUCAUCACACCUGAUCCGCCCCACGAGAGAUGGAUCCGAGUGCCCAAGGCCCGACGCAGCAAGAGCAUAUCUGGAGUGGAGGACCAAGUCGGUCUAGCCGAGAUCAAGAAAGGGGGCUCUGGGUCUGCUCCGGAGACCGACCAGCCGCCUGCGUAUCCACAGGGUGGCGACGAUGGACUCGAAAUCGAGAGUCUGAUCAUCCCGGAACUGGUGAAGCUGCAUGAAAACAUGAUUCAGAAGAAAACAGAAGCUUCGUAA